This is a messenger RNA of Staurois parvus, 378 nucleotides long. The record is from the annotation of a GenBank genome assembly. Lineage: Eukaryota; Metazoa; Chordata; Amphibia; Anura; Ranidae.
AAAGACAGGCACACCGGGCUGGACCUCCGGGCAGAGGCAACACCGGGCUGGACUCCGGGCAGAGGCACACCAGGGCUGGAUCUGACGUCGGGCAGAGGCAACACCGGGCUGGACUCGGGCAGAGGCCCACACGGGCUGGACUCCGGGCAUGAGGCACACCGGGCUGGACUCCGGGGCAGAGGCACAUCGGGCUGGACUCCGGGCAGAGGCACAUCGGGCUGGACUCCGGGCAGUGGCACAUCGGGCUGGACUCCGGGCAGAGGACACACAUCGGAUUACCAGGCGAAGCAGCAGGCAGCGGGCCACCCCAGGCGGAGCAGCGGGCACCGGGCCAACCCCGGGCGGAGCGGCGGGCGCCGGGCCCCCAGGCAGGGCGAC